AUGUUUGGAGCGGCUCCAGCAGAGCCGACUGGCUGCGACAUAAACCUCACAGACCGCCUUCGCCCCGUGCUGCCCAAGGACGUAGCCUUUGUCAUCCACCACCUCUCAACACCCCCUCGAAAGACGGAUGCCAUCUACUCGGCACCGCCUGACCGACGACCCGAUCGAACCUACCGCGAGAAUCACUUUCUCACUGUAUCAAUCAACAUCCCACAAAGCGAGCCAGAGCCCGAGAGGCAGGUUAUCGUGCUUGGCAUUGAAAUCUUCAUCUACACCACUGCCCAUUCCACCACCUUGUUUGUCUCCAAGGCCGAUUCAACCGGGUAUUUGCCCCUGUUGAACCUCCCCCUCGGCACACCAAGUCCAAUCCGCGCAGUCUGCGCAACAUUCAUCCGACACCUCGUUGCUGCGCGGCGACGCCAAGGCAUCCCCCUCGUCGUCAGCCUGUUCGCCAGGUCGCAGGGCCAGUACCUCUUCCCGGGGAGCGUCGACCACGGCGCCAAGCACGUCCUCGACGACCGGGCGCUGGUCAAGUGGUGGUGCCGCGUGCUCGACCCCCUCAUCACGUCUCCGCCAGACAAUGGCAUGACCUGGAAGAAUGCAAAGGGCUACCUCGUGAUCCCGGGACUGGACUCGCACGAGACGCGAGCCUUUGUGCCCCGCACCGCCGCGGCCUCUUCAUCAUGGUCCCUCACACACCCGCUCCAGAGGAUCUCGCAUUAUACCCGAGAAUACGAUCGGGUCCCGCUGCGAUGCCUCAUCCCGCGCUUCCCGGACGAUCCCAAGUCCCGCUUCCGCGACGAACUAGACCAAGAGGCCGGCCAGUCCGGCCCCAUGCAGACCGCCGGCACCUGGAACACCGUCAAGACGCUGGACGUCUUUUGGGACAUGAUGGCCUUCAGACAGGAGUGCUCGAGCGGUAGGAUGACGGGCUUCAUAUGGGUCGUCUUUGACGACGAAACUCCCUCAGCGGCCGUCUGCGGCGGGGCUCCUUCGCCUGCAGCCUCUCACGAGCCGCCGCCCGUGACGAUCAAAUCUCUUCCCUCCGGGACGGACAAGCCUGAAAAACAGGCAAAAAGAAGGUCAAAACGGAAAAAGUUCAAGCUCAAAGGGCCCAUCAGGCCCCGCCAGCCGCGGGCCAAGACCGAACAGCGAAACUAUCUUCUCAUGACCCCGACCCUCAGCCCGUACUAUUACUGGCCCGUGCAAGGCCGCGGAUCCGGCAUCAUCAGUGAAACCAUGUACAAGCGCGUGGUGGAGUUGAUGCUGCACUUGGACUUUUCCAGCUUGGACAAGGCAGUGGCCAGCUCUCGGCGAUGGACGAAUGAGGGUGGCCUCGGAAGUGACUGGGGACAGACGGUCGUUGGCGCGCAGGAGCCGACGACGACUCCUGCCGCAGAGCAUGGUGAGGGCAAGAGUGAGGGCGAGGUGCAGAAUGUCACGUGUUUGGUGAAGAGGAAGAGGACAGAUACGAAUGGAAAGGGAACGGUAAACUUUCUUGGCGCAGGGCUCGUCAAGAGGAAGGCCAAGGAGGAAGCUGACGCCAGAGUUCACGUCUUGACGUCCAGGUUGGUCAGAAAGAAGCCCAAGGCCGGAGAGUGA
Metarhizium album ARSEF 1941 is the source of this 1602-nucleotide messenger RNA. RefSeq names its product histone H3-K56 acetyltransferase, RTT109. The record is from RefSeq and is a predicted model, not a curated record. Lineage: Eukaryota; Fungi; Ascomycota; Sordariomycetes; Hypocreales; Clavicipitaceae. Gene Ontology annotation, cellular component: nucleus. The transcript has a single exon. Bases 1 to 1602 code for a protein of 533 amino acids. Gene Ontology annotation, molecular function: histone H3K56 acetyltransferase activity. Gene Ontology annotation, biological process: DNA damage response.